CAUGUUAAAUAAACUUCUAUGAAUCCUUAAUUUAAGAAGUGGGUUCUAUCCUUAAUUUGAGGGAUUAGACCCUAAUUAAAAAUAGACUCGAUAGGAGAGACAUAGCAAUCAAUUAACAAAAGUUUAAGUCCUGCUUGUAUAUAAGUAAGCAAAUGCAUCAAGCCUAUGCAUGACAUACAUGCUUGAUAUAAUUAUUGAGUUAUAUCACAUAUUGUGUCUAUUUGUGUGAGGAAGAAAUAGAUAUGGGUAGCAUAGCAAGAACAUGGAGAGAACUUAGUGGGAAAAGUAAGUGGAAAGGUCUAUUGGAACCUUUACACAUUGACCUACGUAGGUAUUUACUACAUUAUGGACAAUUUGCUCAAGCUACAUAUGAUGGUUUCAACUUUGAAAAGGCAUCUAAGUAUGCAGGUAAUUGUCGUUAUUCUAAAAAGGAUUUUUUUUCCAAAGUAUAUUUGGAAAAAGGUAAUCCUUUCAAGUAUUCUGUGACCAAGUAUUUGUAUGCAACUUCCAAAGCAAGAGAUAGUGCAGCGUUUCUCUUAACUUCAAUAUUUUCAAAGGAUGCUUGGAGUUUGGAAACAAAUUGGAUGGGGUACGUUGCUGUUGCCACUGAUGAAGCUAAGGAAGCAUUGGGGAGGAGGGACAUAGUUGUUGCUUGGAGAGGAACAAUUCAGGGUGCUGAGUGGGUUCAAAACUUUAAUAUUGAUUUGGAUCCUGCACCACUUAUAUUUGGUCCUAAAUCGGAUGUGCAGUUACACAAUGGAUUUUACUCUCUUUACACAUCAGAUAACUCAAGUUUACCAUUAGCUGAUUCUAGCGCUAGAAAACAGGUCUUAAACGAGAUUAGCAGACUUGUGGAGCUAUAUAAGAAUGAAGAAAUUAGCAUAACUGUAACGGGACACAGCUUGGGUGGUGCACUUGCAACUAUAAGCUCUAUGGAUAUAGUUGCUAAUAAAUUCAACAUACCAAAAGGGCAACCUCAAAAAACAUGUCCAGUCACAUUAUUUGCAUUUGGUUCACCUCGUGUUGGAAAUUCUAACUUUGAAAAGAUUUUCUCCGACAACAAUGAUUUGAGAGCAUUGUUUAUUCGAAACAACAACGACAUUGUUCCAAGUAGUCUACGCCUUGCAUAUUCAAAGGUGGGAGAGGAAUUAGAAAUCGACACUGAAAAAUCAAAGUACUUGAAGAGUGGUGUUAGUGAACAUAACAUGGAGGUUUACUUGCAUGGAAUUGCAGGAACACAAGGAAGCAAAGGAGGGUUCAAUUUGGAGGUGAAUCGUGACAUUGCACUAUUAAACAAAAGUAAUGAUGGUUUAAAAGAUGAGUAUCAUAUUCCUGAGAAUUGGAGGGUAGUGGAGAAUAAGGGUAUGGUUCAACAAUCUGAUGGUACUUGGAAGCUAAUGGAUGAUCAUAAUGAUGAUGUUCUAAUCAUGCGUGCUAAAUUGUAGGUUUGAAUUUCGUAAAAGUUAAUGAAUAAUUUGGCUUAGUUUGCUUGUUGUGUGUAUUUAUGUAUCUUUACAAGUUUUCAUCCUUGUUGUAAGGAUAGCUAAUCUUGAGUACAAGUUAGCUAUAUAUUAGCCUUGUAUUUUUAAUAAUGUUAAUCUUUACUUAUUGACAAUGGUUUAUAAAAAUUAAAUUGUUGUGCCA
Molecule: messenger RNA, 1644 nt
Organism: Medicago truncatula (barrel medic)
Lineage: Eukaryota; Viridiplantae; Streptophyta; Magnoliopsida; Fabales; Fabaceae
Product: phospholipase A1-IIgamma
Exons: 3
Coding region: 243-1445 (400 amino acids)
Biological process (GO): lipid metabolic process
Molecular function (GO): glycerophospholipid phospholipase A1 activity
Source: RefSeq, a predicted model, not a curated record